GCCAAAAUCUCAAUUGCACUCUUUCUGUAAACUGAAUUGGAAUUGUUUUAAAUGAAGUUUGGUUGUGUUGUGUGCUUAAUAUGUUGUGUGCUUAAUAUGUUGUGUUUUAAUUCGGGCUGCAAUGAUGAAUCGAUUAUCAGUCCAUGACUAAAUUGAUUAGCAACUAUUUUGUUCAUCAUGAUUCAUCGCUUUGGGUGUUAGUCUUUAUGAUGAGAAGAGGUUCUCUGAGUUUUCAGCUUCUUAUAUGUGAAUAUUUUCUGGUGUCUUUGCUCCGUAUUACAAAGAAAUCAUUGAAAUGGAUUCAUUUUGUGACAAUCGACUGGACAGAUUACUCCAUGAUGGAAACUUCUUGUUCGUUUUUAUUGCUUUUGUUCUGCCACCAAAGCUGUAAACUGAACUGAAUUCAUGUUUUCCUUUUUCCAGGUGCUUGCGCUUUGGUGUUCGUCGACAAAAUGCAGAAUCUGACCGACUUUCCCGCCAACGCCACGUCCAACAGAAACCUCUCAGUGAUCGUUAAAGUGUGCGUGGUCAUCCCGUUUUUCUGCGUCUUCCUGUGCUGCAUCGCCGUCAUGCUGCACAUCUUCGCGUCCCACAGGCAGUUCCUGGAGACGUCGCGCUACAUCCUGUUUGCCUACAUGCUGGUCAACGACGCGCUGCAGGUUACCACGUCCGUGCUGCUCUUCCUCCUCGUCAUGGCCCGCGUGGAGUUCGCCAUCGUCUAUUGCAUUCCUCUGCUCUUCGUGUCCACCGCCACGUUCCAGAACACGCCUCUGAUCCUGGCCACCAUGUCGCUCGAGCGAUACGUCGCCAUCUUCUACCCGCUGCGACGCCCGGCCACAUGGCGCUCGGACCGGAUCUGGAUCAUCAUUCUGUCCCUGUGGUCUGUCAGCUGCGUCUUCCCCAUCAUCGACUUCAACAUCGGGGAACGUGACCCCGCGGUGGACGUCCUCUCCACGCCUCUGCUCUGCAAGACCGUCGUCGUCAACCCGUCUCCCAUCCAGAUGCUGUUCAAAGCUGCCGUGAGCGUGCUCUUCUUCGCGGUGGUCGCCAUCGUCAUCCUCUUCACUUACGUGAGGAUCCUGCUGGAGACCAGGAAGCUGAGGCAGGACACGGCGUCCGUGAGCAAAGCCAUGUACACGGUGCUGCUGCACGGCUUCCAGCUGCUGCUGUGCAUGUUGGCCUUCACUCACCCCAUCACCGAGAAUCUGACGGUGCUGAACGCCAACUGGCAGCCGGAAGACGUGGCCUUUUUCAACUACUUCUGCUUCGUCCUGAUCCCGCGCUUUCUCAGCCCGCUCAUCUACGGCUUCAGAGACCAAAGUCUCAGAGGACACAUUCAAAAAAGCUUCUUCUGCUGCACAAAGGAGGUCAAACCUCUGUCCUAAGAUUCACACGUUUUUCAAGACUCUGAAAGA
Solea solea (common sole) is the source of this 1415-nucleotide messenger RNA. RefSeq names its product odorant receptor, family 95, subfamily A, member 1 (gene or95a1). The record is from RefSeq and is a predicted model, not a curated record. The coding region runs from base 453 to 1385 and encodes 310 amino acids. Gene Ontology annotation, biological process: G protein-coupled receptor signaling pathway. Gene Ontology annotation, molecular function: G protein-coupled receptor activity. Gene Ontology annotation, cellular component: membrane. The transcript has a single exon. NCBI's taxonomy places the organism in Eukaryota, Metazoa, Chordata, Actinopteri, Pleuronectiformes, Soleidae.